Molecule: messenger RNA, 399 nt
Organism: Leptosia nina
Lineage: Eukaryota; Metazoa; Arthropoda; Insecta; Lepidoptera; Pieridae
Source: the annotation of a GenBank genome assembly
AUGGGAGUUACCGAGUGGUGCGUUCUAGCUGUCCUAUGCAGCGUGCUGCAGCAAGGCUUAGCAAUAACCUGUUACCAAUGCAACAGUCACAAUGACUCUCGUUGCUUAAUGGACAAACUGCCUGACUCCCUAAGGCUACCCUGCGGUCCCAAGGACACGAUGUGCAGAAAGAUAUCCCAGGUGGUGGAGUUCGAGAUGAACGGCAUGCCACCAGACAGCCGUGUCAUUAGAGGUUGCGGCUGGGAUGACAGUAGUUAUAAGGGUCGUUGCUAUCAGCGAUCUGGCUUCGGUGGCAGACAGGAGGUGUGUUCGUGUCUUGAAGACGGCUGUAAUUCGGCCUCCGUGCCCGUAGGAGCCACGGCACUGAUGCUUCUAACCCUCGCACUGUUACGGUUUUAG